This is a messenger RNA of Haliotis rubra (blacklip abalone), 1277 nucleotides long. RefSeq lists its product as uncharacterized. Lineage: Eukaryota; Metazoa; Mollusca; Gastropoda; Lepetellida; Haliotidae. The record is from RefSeq and is a predicted model, not a curated record. The transcript is spliced from 2 exons. The coding region runs from base 111 to 653 and encodes 180 amino acids.
GGUAACACUUCCGUUUCGAACGACGCUCAACGUGAAACAUUCCGAUAGUAAUCUUCGAAGCAAAAUGUUUGUUUGUUGAUGUGAAUUGGUAUGAAAACCGAACAAUAGCGAUGGCAUCAGGAACUUCAAAGUACGGCGAAAAUGGGGGUGAGGAGGGCAGAGACAGUGACAGUAGUUCAGAAUCUGAACAACACGACAGAAACACAAAUCAACGAGUUGAUGAAGGGGACAACAAAAAGCAAACAAACACAGAUGCCGCGACAGACGACGGGAAAGAAGAAGCUACAUUUAGUUUGACUGAUCCUGACGCCUUGCUAAAACAGUUAGAAAGUGUUGAUUUGACGGAGGAAGAUACAGAGGAACUAUUGCACGAGGCAUACAAAGUAAACAUGAAAUUGAAAGAGAUGCUUCGUAGACAAGAAUCAAAACGUCGUGACAGACUUUCAAGCGCGCAAUCUGCAUACAGUACUGCCUCGUCAAACUCAAGAAAACAUCAAGGACCAUCUGUCCUCCCACCUAUUCACAAGAAAAGCCCAGCAAAUGAUAUUCCUGAUUUUAAGAGGAGAGGUGAUUCAUCAAAGAAACCUAAACGUCCCACAAGUAAAAGUGCCAAAGAAAAGCCAGCCUGGGAUGACCGCUUCUCCUUCGGUUGAAUUUCCCAACAGGCUGGGACUUGCACAUCUGUGAUAGAAAAUAAUACCAGUCCUUGUGACCACAUGACCAAGAUGUCACUGUAGCAGUUUAAAGCAUCAUCUGUAUGCAUCAUGACAGUACCCAUCUUCGGUAUGCACUUGUCAAUGUUGUAGAUAUGCAUUGAAACAAGUAUUUGAGCAUGAUGGGAAAUAAACCCUUUUGACUCUUGUGAAAAUGACACCUAGGUUUCUAUCUUUCAAGAUUGGUUAAUAAAUCUGACAUGGCAUGAUUCAAUUUCAAAAUUUCAUUUUCAUGAUUUACUGAUUUAGUAAUUUAUUAUUACAUGAAAUACAGCAUGUUUUUGUUAAUGUUUUGGUUGAAUCUGAUUGCAAGUCUAGUACUGUAUGUUCACUUUGCUGUGUAAACUGCAGUUAAAUGUGCUUCUGCUGAAUUGCCUCCCUUAGCUGUGCAAAGAUCCUGUGAUUGGGGGUUCAAAUCCUAGAUUGUGAUCCUUGGUAUCAGUGAUCAUGUUUUUUCAGCCAUAUGUAAUUGUCAACAUGUCACAGUGUGAGCUAUCUUCCCAAAUUAGUAUAAAAGUUAAAUUUACUUUUACCUGAAUCCAGAAACUCAAUUAUCCCAAAGAA